Capsicum annuum is the source of this 3600-nucleotide messenger RNA. Its product is annotated as putative late blight resistance protein homolog R1A-10. The transcript has a single exon. Gene Ontology annotation, biological process: defense response to other organism. The record is from RefSeq and is a predicted model, not a curated record. Lineage: Eukaryota; Viridiplantae; Streptophyta; Magnoliopsida; Solanales; Solanaceae. Gene Ontology annotation, molecular function: ADP binding.
GGUUCUAAUGCCGAAAUGUCUUGCAUAUCAUAUGAGGUUCAUGAUCUGGUUCAGUCAAUUUUUCAUCAGAGUGGAGAUGACAUGCUGGUUAAAUUAAAGGAUCAUGUUGUUCCUCACCUUCUUGAAAAUAUCAAAAGUUGUAAAAUCUCAGAUCAUCAUUCUGAAUUAAGUGUCACCAUGAGAGAGGAUCAGUUGGUUGAACUCCUGGACUCACUUCUUGUGAAUCUCCAUUAUCUACCCAAGGUUCGUGCUGAGUUGAUUUUCCCAUCAAUGACUCAAUAUGAGCUUCUUCAGAAUGUAUUUUGCAAUUUAAGAGAUUUCCAUGGGCUGAAAGUAAAUGGUUGGAUCGAGCAUAAGGCAAUUGAAUAUGCCUUACCGCAGUUUCAACUUAUGGCUGAGAGAGUAGGACACUUCUGUUUUGUUAUUUUGUCUCGUCAAUUUCACAAGACAGAUGAAAAAGAUGAAGAAACAUAUAAAAAACAUGAAGAAUAUGAAGUCUCUCAAGUCAAUUCCCUGCUAGUCCAUCUACUUUUGAAGAUAAUUCCGGUCUCACUGGAUGUUAUGCACAUAUAUUCUACAAUAUUGGAAGCUUCACAGUCGGCAGAACUUGGAUGCUUCAUUAAGAAGCUCCUAGAAGCAUCUCCAGACAUUCUCAGAGAACAUCUGAUUCACCUACAACAGCACAUGGUUAAUGCUAUACCUCGUAGCACUUCAGCUUCCAACAUUCAUGUCAUGAUAGAGUUCCUAUUGCUUUUUCUUACAGAUAUGCCAAAGGACUUUAUUCAUAAUGAAAAGUUAUCUGUUCUAUUGGCACGUGUUGGAGCACUUAUCAGGGAGGUGUCCAUUCUCAUUCGCAAAUUAGAAGAGAACUCAACGGACAAAAUAAGUUGUGCAAGUCAAGACUUGCUGGAAAAUAUUGAACUUCUGAAAGAUUUCAAACAUGUUUUCUUGAAAGCCCCUGCAGACUCAUCUGAGCUCUGCUUCCCCAUGAGUGAUGGACUGCUGUUCAUGACUCUUCUACUGCGAAACUUAAAUGACUUGCUCAAUUCCAAUGCUUAUUCAGUUGCUUUGAUAAAAGAAGAAAUCAGUCGGGUCAAAGAAGACCUAGUACACAUAAGAUCGUUCUUUGGGAAUGUGGAGCAAGAAUUGCAUAGAGAUCUUUGGACUCGUAUUCUAGAUUUGGCAUAUGAGGCGGAACAUGCCAUUAACUCAAUUCUUGCCAGAGAUCAUGGUCUCUUGCAGCUUAUUUUCUUACUUCCUGAUACUGUAGAAAAGAUCAAGCUUGUCAAAAAAGAGGUACAAGAGAAGAUCUCCAAGAACACGAGUAUCAUUUUUACAAACUCUCCCAACAAGCCAGUUAUAAACAGGUCAUCAAUAGCUAGUAAAAUAAACGUAGGUUUUGAGGAGGAGACAGAGUGGAUAAUCCGGAAGCUCACAAGUGGACCAGCUGAGGUAGAUGUCAUUUCCAUACUCGGCAUGCCGGGGCUUGGAAAAACUACUUUGGCUUACAGAGUAUAUAUUGAAAAGUCUGUUGUUGGCCAUUUCGACAUUCGUGCUUGGUGCACAGUUGACCAGGAACGUAAUGAGAAAAAGUUGUUGCAGAAAAUCUUCAAUGAAGUUAUUGGUUUGAAAGAAAGUGAGGAUUACAUAGACGAUGACGUUGCUGAUAGGCUAUGGAGACAACUGUUUGGAAAGAGGUACCCUAUUGUCUUGGAUGACUUGUGGGAUACUGCAACAUGGGAUGAGCUGACAAGACCUUUUCCAACUGAAUUUCAGAAAGGAAGCAGAGUUAUUUUAACAAGUCGAAAAAAGGAAGUGGCUUUGCAUGGAAAACUCCACAGUGUUCCUCUUGAUCUUCGAUUGCUAAGACCAGACGAAAGUUGGGAGUUGUUAGAGAAAAGGGUAUUCGGAGAAGAACGUUGCCCUGAUGAACUAAAGGAUGUUGGAGAAAAAAUAGCCCGAAAGUGUGAUGGGCUUCCUUUGGUACUUGAUUUGAUCGGCGGAGUCAUUUCAAGGAUGGAAAAGAAAGAGGCUUUGUGGCUUGAAGUUCUCAAUAAUUUGAGUUCCUUCAUUUUUAAGGAUGAAGAGGAAGUGAUGAAGGUUAUACAAUUAAGUUAUGAUCAUUUGUCAGGUCACCUAAAGCCGUGCUUAUUGUACCUUGCAAGUUAUCCAAAGGACAAAAAUAUUGCGAUCUCUUGGUUGAAAGAUUUAUGGAGUGAUGAAGGACUUGUGGAACCAACUGACUUGAAGAGUGUGGAAGAAGUAACGGAGGUUUGUGUGGAUGAGUCAAUUUCUAGUAGCUUGGUAAUAGUGAGAGGUGGUAGGCACCCGAGUUGCCAAAUUCAUGAUCUUGUGCAUGAUUUUUGUUCGAUAAUAGCUAGAAAGGAAAAAUUGUUUGAUUUGAAGAGCUCAAUUGUUCUGUCUUUAUCCUCUUCUUCUUCAGAUCUGAUGCUGCGUCGACGGACCAUUAUUUAUGAUGGGGACAUUCAUUCGGGUGAUGAUUCUUCCUUUUUCAGUCCAGAAAAGAGAAAUCCUUGUGCUAAACACCUCCUCUCUUUGAAGAUAGAAUCUGGAUAUUCUCUGUAUAACUGUCACCUAAGACACCUGAGGCUUCUUAAAAGGCUGGAGGUGCUGGGUAGAAUUUUGCCAGAUACUGUGCUGAAUGAAAUAGGCAUGCUUGUUCAUUUGAGGUGCUUAAGGAUUCGGAUGAAGGAAAAAGCUCUCCCUCCAUCAUUUUCAAACCUCUGCAAUCUAGAAACUCUGGCGGUGGAUAACAGGGAAUCAAAAUCAAACCUGGUAUUAUCCCCCACUACUAUCUGGAGUCUCGCAAAGCUACGAUAUGUGUCCAUCUCUGGUUGUUCUGUCUUUGAUUCGGAUAAUAAUGACAAACCAAUUACAAAGUUAGAGAAUAUGACAACCUUAGAGUUUCUCAACCUCUCUUGUUCAGUAAACUCAGAAGAUAUUUUCAAAAGAUUUCCCAAUCUUCAAACCCUUGGAUUCGUCAUGGAUUUUUCAGCAGCAGACCAGAUAUAUUUUCCAAGAUUGGAUGUCCUUAUUAAACUUGAAAGAGUUCAUGCUAUAUUUGUGUGUUCUGGGCAUACACAUCAGUCUGAUUCUCAUUUCCCUUCGAGCUUGAAAGAAGUGAAAUUGGAUGGCCUCAAUCUGACAUCAGAUGCACUGUCAGGAAUUGGGAGAUCACUACCCAACCUUCAAAACUUGCAACUAUUUGACGCAAGCAUCCAGGGUGGAAAAGCAUGGAAAAUGGAACAAGUCACCUUCCACAAUCUCAAAUCUCUACUACUGGUUUAUAUGUUUUUUUCUGAAUGGCAGGUUAUUGCAGAUGAAUCCUUUCCCAUGCUCGAAGAAUUAUAUAUAUGAUCGUGUCCUCAGCUUAUAGAGAUCCCAGAGAGUUUUGGAGAUAUUGCUUCAUUAAAGUUUAUCUCAGUGUGGAAUAGCCCUCAAUUUAAAGAGUCGGCACUCAAGAUUAAGGAAUAUGUUGAAGAAAUGACCGGAGAAGACAAGCUUUUAGUAGAUUACUAGAGCAGGACAUAAAUUUUUCAUUUUGUCUUCGAAGUUUUUUUCACUCUAUUUGAAAAUUAA